AUUGCUCAAUAUUGACCAAUCGUGGGCUCCACAGAGCUUAAAUAACACAUUCCGGGGUCAUUAUCCUCAGUCUCUGCAGAGAACAUUUCACGAUGAAAUAUCUUGUGGCGAUUGUGUUUGGUUCUAUAACCCUUGUGGCAGUAUGUAAAGCAUAUUGCUGGCAAAGCGAGCCAGAAAAGGUGGAAAGUGGUCAGCAUCCUCCAAAAGGAUGUUUCUUUGAAGGGAAAUUACAUGAACUUGGCAGAGCGUUUAGGACAGAGAGUUGUUUGGACUGCCAUUGUGAUUUGUAUGGAGGAUUCAGCUGCUGCACUGCUUACGGUAGACCAGUCGGUUAUGACAAGAAGAAAUGUAAGUUCGUCUUUAACAAACAGACUUGUUCCUACGACCUGGUACCAAAUAAGGAUCCAACAAAGAAGUGUGAAGAGUAUGCAAUGGUGGGAUAAACAUUAAACAUGCUGCCUACACUACCCAUGUCCAGUCUCAUCUGUAGUGAUUGAAGACUCUAUACUGUAUGUGUUGUACCAAAUGGUAUAGAAUACUUUAUAAAUAAAGAACCAGUAUUCACAAACA
This is a messenger RNA of Pseudophryne corroboree (corroboree frog), 570 nucleotides long. Its product is annotated as beta-microseminoprotein-like. The transcript is spliced from 4 exons. The record is from RefSeq and is a predicted model, not a curated record. Bases 93 to 443 code for a protein of 116 amino acids. NCBI's taxonomy places the organism in Eukaryota, Metazoa, Chordata, Amphibia, Anura, Myobatrachidae.